ACACUAGCAAUCACCAAACUUUCAUCUCAAUUAAAAAAAAAUAGCAAUCAGCAAAUCGUUAAUCUUCCACCAGUUUAUCACAAUGGGAGAGAAGAAAGAGAAAGACAAUGGAAGAGACACCGUUGUGCUGAAAGCCGACUUCCACUGUGAUGGCUGCGCUUCAAACGUAAUCAAGUGCAUUCGCGCUUUUAAUGGGGUCAAGGCAGUGACGAUCGACGGCCAGAAGAUCACGGUCACGGGAAAGGUGGAUGCGGUCAAGCUCCGGCAGAAGGUCGAGCAGAAAACGCAUCAGAAGGUCGAGGUGAUUUCGCCGCAGCCAAAAAAAGACGAGAACGCCGAAAAAGAGGCAGCAUUGAGGACGGCGGUUCUGAAAUUGAAUCUGCACUGCGACGGCUGCAUUGAAAAAAUUUACAAAAUUGUGGCCAAAACUAAAGGUUAUAAGGAUGUGAAGUUCGACACACAGAAAGAUCUGGUGACUGUGAGCGGCGCCAUGGACGUGGAGGCGCUGGCUGGCGAGCUGCAGAAGCACCUCAAGAGAGACGUGGCGAUCGUGCCGCCGAAGAAAGAGAAGAGCGGUGGCGAUGGGAAAGGGAAGAGCGGAGGCGGUGAGAAUGUGCAAGGAAAAGAGCUGCAGGCUCCGCCUCACCCACACCCACACCAGCACACGAACCCGUAUCCGUUUGAAUCCGGGCUGGGUCACGCCGCUGUCGAGCCGUUUCAAUUACAAAAUCCAUAUGGGGGCCACUUCCAUGCCCCUCAAAUUUUCAGCGACGAGAACCCCAACGCUUGCACUCUUAUGUAAAUAAGAUUAUGUUUCAAGAGCUAUUAGGUCAGUUUGCUAAGCUAUUUUAGGAGUACCUCAUUUUGUUAUAAUAAACUAUUUUAAUCAUAACUGUGUUUCCAA
This is a messenger RNA of Salvia splendens (bonfire salvia), 904 nucleotides long. Its product is annotated as heavy metal-associated isoprenylated plant protein 3. Gene Ontology annotation, molecular function: metal ion binding. The record is from RefSeq and is a predicted model, not a curated record. NCBI's taxonomy places the organism in Eukaryota, Viridiplantae, Streptophyta, Magnoliopsida, Lamiales, Lamiaceae. The transcript is spliced from 5 exons. The coding region runs from base 83 to 802 and encodes 239 amino acids.